GCUUGAGGACGUGUUUCAACAGAUGGUUGGGGUUAGUGUGUGUCAUCACACUUGAGUGGGGAUUAGGGGAGAGAGGCAGCCUUGCUGGAGCUGUGUGGUCUUCCCUAAGUGUGAGCUGCAAGCGAAAGAAGAGCUACCUAGCUUUGGGGGAGAAGAGGGAAGAAUUGUUUCCAGCAGCUCAGAGAGAAAAAUAAAGCCCGACACUUUGUUCAGAUCUUCACACUAACUCUCACAUACCUGUGGUGCUUAUGAGAUAUUGGCCUCCUACUUGUGAAUGAAAUCUAAGUGUCCUCACCGUUUUCAGUAAAACAAAAGACUGAGCUGAGGAAAACUGGAAAAAUAAUGACAAUAAUUCUUUCUUGCAUAAGAAAAAGAUUUUGCCCAUAAAAAAUUCACUAGCAAGACAUAAAGACUUCUGUCCCAUGCUAUGAAAAUUAACCAAGGCACAUUAACUGCAGAAUACCUUCAAAGGGCUCCUCCUACAGAUGUUCUGAACACGUCUGCAUCCCAGCAAUUUUUUACUGCACCCAGGUCUUGAAAACCAGAGCUCCGACACUUCCGGAUCAGUCUUUUCAUUGACACACUGGAACUACUAUGGAGUCUUCUUGGUUUGCACUCAUCUUGGCAAUGAUUAGUACCGAACUGCUAACAAGUCACUCUUCUACCAUCAAAUCCCCGAGGUUCAGAGGACGUGUGCAGCAAGAACGAAAAAAUAUCAGACCAAACAUCAUCCUUGUUCUCACAGAUGAUCAAGAUGUGGAGCUAGGGUCUUUGCAAGUGAUGAAUAAGACCAGACGGAUCAUGGAGAAUGGAGGGGCCUCUUUUAUCAAUGCAUUUGUAACCACCCCAAUGUGCUGCCCAUCACGUUCCUCCAUGCUAACUGGGAAAUACGUGCACAACCACAACAUAUACACCAACAACGAAAACUGCUCUUCUCCAUCAUGGCAGGCCACUCACGAGCCCCGUACCUUCGCCGUGUAUCUCAAUAACACUGGGUAUAGAACAGCCUUUUUUGGAAAAUACCUCAAUGAAUACAAUGGCAGCUACAUCCCUCCUGGCUGGAGAGAGUGGAUUGGAUUAGUGAAGAACUCUCGCUUCUACAAUUACACCAUUUCUCGCAAUGGUAACAAAGAGAAGCAUGGAUUUGAUUAUGCAAAGGACUACUUCACAGACCUGAUCACUAAUGAGAGCAUUAAUUACUUCAGAAUGUCUAAGAGGAUAUAUCCGCAUAGGCCCAUAAUGAUGGUCAUCAGCCACGCUGCGCCCCACGGCCCUGAGGAUUCAGCACCGCAGUUCUCAGAGCUCUACCCCAAUGCUUCACAGCAUAUAACUCCCAGCUAUAACUAUGCACCAAACAUGGAUAAACACUGGAUCAUGCAGUACACGGGGCCCAUGCUGCCUAUCCACAUGGAGUUUACAAACGUCCUGCAGCGCAAAAGACUUCAGACCUUGAUGUCAGUUGACGACUCCAUGGAAAGAUUAUACCAAAUGCUUACGGAGAUGGGUGAACUGGAGAACACCUACAUUAUUUACACUGCUGACCAUGGUUACCAUAUCGGGCAGUUCGGACUGGUCAAGGGGAAGUCAAUGCCAUAUGACUUUGAUAUUCGAGUUCCUUUCUUUAUUCGUGGUCCAAGUGUAGAGCCGGGAUCAGUAGUGCCUCAGAUAGUUCUCAAUAUUGAUCUUGCUCCAACAAUUCUGGAUAUAGCAGGACUUGACACACCUCCAGAUAUGGAUGGCAAAUCUGUCCUAAAGCUUCUGGACUUGGAGAGACCAGGCAACAGGUUUCGAACAAACAAGAAGACUAAAAUUUGGCGUGACACGUUUCUGGUGGAAAGAGGUAAAUUUCUACGCAAGAAGGAGGAACCCAACACAAACACUCAGCAGUCCAAUCAACUACCAAAAUAUGAGAGAGUGAAAGAGUUAUGCCAACAAGCAAGAUACCAGACAGCCUGUGAGCAACCAGGACAGAAGUGGCAGUGCACCGAGGAUGCUUCUGGCAAACUUCGGAUCCACAAGUGUAAGGCAUCUAGUGACAUACUUGCCAUCAGGAAAAGGACCCGCAGCAUCCACUCCCGGGGAUACAACAGUAAAGACAAAGACUGCAACUGCGGAGACACUGAUUACAGAAAGAGCAGGACCCAAAGAAAAAGUCAAAGGCAGUUCUUGAGAAACCCUAAUGCGCAAAAAUACAAACCCAGAUUUGUUCACACUCGCCAAACCCGGUCCUUGUCUGUGGAAUUUGAAGGUGAAAUAUAUGACAUAAAUCUGGAAGAGGAAGAACUGCAGGUGUUAAAGACCAAAAGUAUCGCCAAGCGCCAUAAUGCUGAAAAAGAGGAAGAGGCAGAGGAAACUGUUAGUGAUGCAAUGGUUGCUGAUGGCACUGAUUCUAUAGGUCAACCCAACUCUGUCAGAGUCACACACAAAUGUUUUAUUCUUCCAAAUGACACUAUUCACUGUGAGAGAGAGCUGUACCAAUCUGCCAGAGCCUGGAAGGACCACAAGGCUUACAUUGACAAGGAGAUUGAAGCUCUCCAAGACAAAAUUAAGAAUUUGAGGGAAGUUAGAGGACACUUAAAAAGAAGAAAACCAGAUGAAUGUGAUUGUAGUAAACAGAGCUACUACAACAAAGAGAAAGGGGUAAAGGCCCAAGAGAAACUCAAGAGCCACCUUCAUCCCUUCAAAGAAGCAGCACAGGAAGUGGAUGGCAAACUGCAGCUGUUCAAGGAGAACAGGAGGAGGAAGAAGGAAAGGAAGGGCAAAAGGCGCCAGAAGAAAGGAGAUGAGUGUAGCCUUCCUGGACUGACAUGUUUUACUCAUGACAACAACCACUGGCAAACAGCACCAUUCUGGAACUUGGGCUCUUUCUGUGCUUGCACAAGCUCGAAUAACAACACUUACUGGUGUUUGCGAACAGUUAAUGACACCCACAAUUUUCUCUUUUGUGAGUUUGCAACUGGCUUCUUGGAAUAUUUUGAUAUGAACACUGACCCCUACCAGCUGACAAAUACAGUACACACGGUGGAAAGAGGCAUUUUGAAUCAAUUACACAUACAGCUAAUGGAACUGCGAAGCUGUCAAGGUUUUAAGCAGUGCAAUCCGAGGCCAAAGGGACUUGAAACAGAGGACAGUUAUGGGAUGGAUGGGAAGGCUAGCCUGCCCUAUUUCACUGGUGACAUCGACUGGCAAGGACUGGAAGACUUGUACAGUGUGAAUGAAAGUGUGUAUGAAUACAGAUACAACUAUAGACUUAGUCUGGCUGACUGGACUAAUUACUUGAAGGAUGUAGAUAGAAUGUUUGCACUGCUGAACAGUUACUACCAGCAAAAUAAAACAGACAAGGCUAACACUGCCCAAAGCAAUGAGGAUGGGGAUGAAUCAUCCACAGCCUUUACCUUGAUGGAAAUGACUUCUGCUGACGGAUCGAGCGGCCUGCCUGCAGAAGAGCUGCAGCUGAUUGUGCCAACAGACUUCACAGCCCUCGCUUUGAGCACAGUGAAUUUCAGUCAGGAAGGGAAACUUGAAUUAAACAAUGAUAUUCCUGAGAAAAGUCGUUUGAAUGACGCACACUGGAGAAAUAAUCAUCAAGCUGAAAAAUGGACGGAGGAUAAAGAAUCAGACCGUUUUGAUAUGGACUUCAGUGGAAACGGUUUGAUAGAGUUGGAGUCCAGGCAUAACUUCAUGCUACAACCCAUCAGCGUUCCUCAAAAAGACACUCAUCAGGACAGUGACACUGUGGAAGAUAUAUUUGAAGAUCAAAUAUAUCUUCCCAUGAGGUCUGAUGAACCCCUUGUUCAUCAGGCUGUAAAUGUAUCCAUUAGGGAUUCACCUAUUGGUACCCAGAAAACAGGAACUUUCUUUAAAAAAACAGAACAGAGUCUUGCAGGGGAAACUUCACAAAUCCUCAAUGUAGAAGGCAGUGCCUCAGCUCCUCCACUCUCCUUGGGUUAAACCAAGUGGUAAACCAUUAAAUAAGUUCACCUUUUCCUUAGUAGCAAACUAAUGUAAGUAAUUUUGAAAAAAGACAUUCCAUGUUUAAUGUAGGUAUGUUUUGCAGCUAAAUUGAGCCCAGUUCAGUAUUUGUGUGUAUUUUUUUUUAUUCACACACACAUACUUUCACAGUAUUUCACCACACUGGGAAGCAAGUUUCCCAGUUUUUAACAAAAAGAAACAGUGUUAACUUUCAAAUGCAGUAGCACAGUCUCUGAAACCUAAAAGUUAUUUCUUCGAAGAGGAUAUUCAAAUUCCUUUCUGUUUCCAAAUGGUCCCACCAUGAGUGAAUGUUUCAGUCCACCCAAUCUGUCUGCAUAAUCUCUUUUUCAUAAAUUAUUUUAACCACUGGAAAUUCCUGAUGUCACACUUUUAAGUAAAAUGCACUUUUAAAAUCUGUUUGCCAUGCCAUUUUUUAAUCGAAUACCUUGACUGUUCUUACUUUGCUCACUGUCUCAUGUAAUUGUGAAACCAACGAAUAGAUUGACCGGAAAGAGUUAACCAGCAUAAAUUGUGGAAACAGACGCUUUGAAUAUUAUUUUAGCAAAAAUAUUGCAUGUUUUUGUUACAUUGAUUAAAUUUACUCUCAGAAAGGUAUGGCUAAUGAUUGUUAACUGUAGGAUUUGUUUAAAUUGGAGUGUUUCCCUAUGCGUUGAUAUUGUCAGUAUUAAAAAUUCAUGAGGUUUUUUGACUUUUUUUCUCUGAUACUGGUAGAAAGGUUUACAUCAAUACAUAUAUUCUUUUGUCUCCACAUCUGAUUUUUAUUAUCCUGAACAAUAUCUUGAAAGCAUUAUUAUAAUUUUGAGACUUAAAUUCUUCUUGUUUUGAACAGGCAUUAAAGGGAAUGAUAAAAGCAUGUUAGACUUUUAUCAUAGAUACAAAAGGCAUAUUGAGGUAAAAAAUUGUAGAUUAGAUAAUUUUUGUUGUAUUCUAAAUUCUUUCUUGAACUUUACCAAAUAUGAAAUUUUAUAAAGUAUAAUACAAAAAUGAUAUUGAAAAUCUGUAUUACUCAAAACUAAAAAUCUGUAUUACUCUAAACGUAGUAUCUUCCCUUGCUUUUUUAUAAAUUUCCAAAUAAUUAGCACAACAACAACAGAGAAUUACCUCAAACAGAUGUAAUUCCACAAUAUCCAGUUCACGGGUGUGUUUCCUAUCUGUUCCAUGUUAUUUAGUGUAGUGGGUGUUUUUCGGCUAUUGCAAGCACUGCAGGUUAAACUUACGUUCAUGGCAUUGUAUUUGAAGUUGAAACUUUUUUAAAAGGAGAUUCUUUUAGUAGGAUUUCAAUAAUUUUAAGAAGCAGUCUCCUUGAUGGACUCUGUAAAUAUGUUAAAUUACUAGCUCUCUAUGUGUCAUGGGCUGAUUGAUAGAAAAACAUAUUUAUGGUCAUGAAUGAUGCUAUUUGUACAUAGGUUUUAAGUUACUAGGAUACAGACUGUGUUUUUAAAUCUUGUAUAAUAUUUCUGUGACACUUUUAUAGUACAAUUCUGGCUUCGGGAAAGUCUAGAAGCAAUAUUUCUUGAAAUAAAAAAUGUUUUACUUUACCUGAUUUGGAGAGGUUCAGAUGAUCCAGUUUUCCUUCUAAUUAAGAUUUAUUUUAAAAACUAUGUUAACAGUUUCAGUUUUAAGAAUCCAUCCAUAUUUAAAGCAAUGGGUAACGAAAUAACACACUACACUCUGUUAGUUAUUAAUUAUUCCUGGAGAUGUAAAUAAUAUAUAUUUUUUGUUUAA
Apus apus (common swift) is the source of this 5718-nucleotide messenger RNA. RefSeq names its product sulfatase 1 (gene SULF1). The coding region runs from base 595 to 3951 and encodes 1118 amino acids. Gene Ontology annotation, cellular component: cell surface; plasma membrane; endoplasmic reticulum. NCBI's taxonomy places the organism in Eukaryota, Metazoa, Chordata, Aves, Apodiformes, Apodidae. Gene Ontology annotation, molecular function: glycosaminoglycan binding; calcium ion binding; N-acetylglucosamine-6-sulfatase activity. The record is from RefSeq and is a predicted model, not a curated record. The transcript has 23 exons.